Molecule: messenger RNA, 2653 nt
Organism: Ixodes scapularis (black-legged tick)
Lineage: Eukaryota; Metazoa; Arthropoda; Arachnida; Ixodida; Ixodidae
Product: pre-rRNA 2'-O-ribose RNA methyltransferase FTSJ3
Exons: 1
Coding region: 97-2550 (817 amino acids)
Biological process (GO): maturation of 5.8S rRNA from tricistronic rRNA transcript (SSU-rRNA, 5.8S rRNA, LSU-rRNA); rRNA methylation; maturation of LSU-rRNA from tricistronic rRNA transcript (SSU-rRNA, 5.8S rRNA, LSU-rRNA)
Cellular component (GO): preribosome, large subunit precursor; nucleus; nucleolus
Molecular function (GO): rRNA (guanine) methyltransferase activity; rRNA (uridine-2'-O-ribose)-methyltransferase activity
Source: RefSeq, a predicted model, not a curated record
UAGCAAUAUAAACAUUGUGAACAAUCGUAUGCUAUGGAAGCUGGUUGACGUUACGCACGUGGAGAUUUCUGUGCUUCCACCCGUUACCGUUUCAAGAUGGGCAAGAAAACUAAGAUUGGAAAGCAGCGUAAGGACAAAUUCUACCACUUGGCCAAGGAAACCGGCUACAGGUCGAGAGCAGCGUUCAAGCUAAUCCAGCUGAACCGGAAGUUCGAGUUCCUCCAGAAGUCUCGCGUGUUGAUCGACUUGUGCGCGGCACCAGGAGGAUGGCUUCAGGUUGCGCAAAAGUACAUGCCCGUUUCCAGCGUCAUCGUGGGCGUAGACUUGGUUCCGAUUAGGGCCAUCCCGAACGUCAUAACGAUCCAGGACGACAUCACGACGGGCAGUUGCCGCUCUAAGUUGAAGAAGGAGCUGAAGACCUGGAAAGCCGACAUCGUGCUGAACGACGGCGCCCCCAACGUCGGUAAAAGCUGGGUGCACGACGCGUACGGCCAGAACGUGCUGACUUUGCAUGCCGUCAAGCUCGCCACAGAGUUCCUUACGAAGGGAGGAUGGUUCAUCACCAAGGUGUUCCGCUCCAAGGACUACCAGGCCCUGAUGUGGGUCCUCAAAAAGCUCUUCAGGAAGAUAUCGGCAACCAAGCCACAGGCUUCACGUCACGAGUCCGCAGAGAUCUUUGUGGUGUGCCAGUACUACAUCGCACCGGACAAGAUCGAUAGCAAGUUCCUGGACCCGGCCUACGUCUUCGGCGACGUGGACACUGGCGAAGCUGCCAAGCUGAAUGCGGCGCAUCCAGAGAAGCAGAAGGCCAAGGCCGAAGGGUAUCCGGAAGGCGAUUACACGUUAUACCACAGGGUAUCCGUUUUGGAUUUCAUCAGGUGUGAGGACCACCUGGAACUGCUUGGACAAUGCAGCGAGGUGGUUUUGGACAACCAGGAGGUCCUGGAUCAUCCAUCAACAACGGAAGAAAUCAAGGAGUGCUGCAAGGACAUCAAGGUACUGGGACGAGGAGACAUCAAGAACCUACUGACAUGGCGGAAGAAGUUAAAGACCUGGUUUGAGGAGAAGGCCAAAGCUGAAGGGAAAGUGGACGAGGCUGAGGUUGAAGAGGUUGCAGACGAUGAAGGUUCAGAGGAUGAGGAGCUUCAACUGCUCAAGCAUGCUGAAGAAGUGACUGCCGAGCAGGCUAAAGAGGAAAAGAAGAAGCGUAAAAAAAUGCUGAAACAGAGAAAAAAGCUUAGGGACCGCAUGAACCUUCAGAUGGUCCUGAAGGAUGAUGAUCCUAUUGUCGAGAGGGACGAUGACUUGUUCAAGCUAAAAGCAAUCAAGAGCAAAAAACAGCUGUCAAAGGUAGAGGAGGCAGAUCCUUCAGUAUUGGAUCCUGUCCAGCCCUUGGAAGAGGAUGAUGAUGUGUGUGACAGUAAGAGAAAGUUAGCUUCCUACAGUAAAGAUCGGGUCAAUGAAGAUUGGUAUGCAGAGGAUGACGUUAGCAGUGAAACCAAUGAGAAUGCAGAUUCUGAUGAUGAGGAGCAUGAAGAGUUGCUUGAGUUUGAGAGUGACAAGGAGGAGAGUGGUGAUGAAGAGGAGAACCUAGAUGACGAGGAUGAAGAGAAUCCUCUGCUCGUGGAUGCUGCAUACGGCAGUACGAAAAAAAAGCGCUUGGAGAUGAGUAAGUUAUGGUUUGAAAAAGACGUGUUUGCGGACAUUGACGACGAGAAAGAGCUCCUCGAGCUAGAGAUUCUUGCCGACGAAUCUAGGAAGAACAAGAAGGAAAAACUUUCAAAGAAAGCAGAUAAAAAGCCACAAAGAGAAGCCGCAAAGAAAGUUACCAAGAAAGUGACCUUCGCAGAUGGCCUUGACAACAAAGAGCGGCCUCUGGAAGAGGCUGUAGAUACGAAGGCAGGUGCCGGGAAGAAAAACAAAUUCAAACAGUCCGACUCUGAGUCGAGCUCGGAAGACGAAGAGUUGAACAAGAAGAGUAGACCAGCCCCGAAGAAAGCAAAAAGGGUCAAACUAGACCCAGAAGCGCUUGCCCUUGGCAGCAUGAUGAUUCACUCCCAGAAGGCACGGCGAGACAUCAUUGACUCUGGCUACAACCGCUACACCUUCAACGACGAAAACCUUCCGAAGUGGUUCACGGAAGAGGAAAAGAAACACACCCGCAAGCACAUGCCAGUGACGGCCGAGAUGGUCGCUGAGUACAAGGCGCAGCUGAAGGCCGUAAACGCACGUCCCAUCAAGAAGGUGGCAGAGGCCAAGGCCCGCAAGAAGCAGCGUGCUGCCAGGAGACUAGAGAAAGCCAGGAAGAGGGCAGAGGCCAUCACUGAAAAGCUGGACAUGACGGACGCCGAGAAAGCACAGCAAGUGAGAGCCAUCUACAAGAAGGUACUGGGUGACAAGGGCAAAAACAAGGUCACCUAUCUGGUGGCCAAGAAGGCGACCGGCCGUAAAGUUCGCAGGCCCCCUGGUGUCAAAGGCAGGUUCAAGGUCGUGGACCCCCGAAUGAAGAAAGAUUUGAGGAAGAAGAAAGCUGCCAUGAAGAAAAAGUGAUUGCAAGGUCCAAGAGCAUUCUUGUACAUAACAAUUUUUUUUUUAGGUAUGAGCAAGUGAAAUUUAAAAAUAAAAACUGAUGUGUCAUCCAGAUUUGUUUUAA